AUGUCAUUGCUACCGAUCCCAUAUACAAAACAUGCACGCUUACCUGUUGGUUCUUUCGUGAAAAUCAAAGGGACACCUGCCAUGCCUUUCAGUAUGGACUCACAAAUGCAGGUGGAUUUCCACACUGGAAAUGAAAAUAUCUCAGACAUCGCCUUCCAUUUCCGCGUGUUCUAUGGCCGCCGAGUGGUGAUGAACACCCGUCAGGGUGGGAAAUGGGGUGAAGAAGUGAAAUUGAAUGCUGUGCCCCCAUUUGAGGAUGAACAACCCUUCGACCUGACCAUCUUGGUGCAGUCAGAUGCGUACCAGGUUUCAGUAAAUGGUCGUGAAUAUUACAAAUUUCCCCAUCGCCUUGAGCCAGGAACUGUGAAGAUGAUACAGGUGUGGAGAGAGGUGUCCCUGACCUCAGUGACUGUCGCUUAG
Molecule: messenger RNA, 420 nt
Organism: Pipistrellus nathusii (Nathusius's pipistrelle)
Lineage: Eukaryota; Metazoa; Chordata; Mammalia; Chiroptera; Vespertilionidae
Source: the annotation of a GenBank genome assembly